AUGGAACCACCAGGGUGUGAGCAGAGGAUUGCAAAGGUCUCUGUAGCUGAGCUCCUGAGGUGUUUUGAGCAUCCUUUAAGUGAGGAGCAAGCCUGGGCUAUCUGCUUUCAGUGUUGCAGAAAAAUAGAGCAGUUGGCCCACAGCCUACCACUCCGUUCUGUGUAUGUAAAGGGUUCUGAGAGCAUCUUUAUCCAUGCUGAUGGUACUGCUUCCUUCCAGGUCUACCACAAGUCUGAUUUUGGCAGCAUUCAGCAGUCAGAGGACAAGCUGUUGGAGUACUUGGGAGGGGUGAUCUAUGAAGCCCUGGACUGGGGAAUCGACAGCCAAAUGGAGCAAGAACUGAGUGAUCCUUUGGAGCAACUGCUAUGCCUCAUGUUGAAACUGGAUGACAGGCCAACAGAACCUCCAGUCACCCUGCAGGAUGUUAUCAAGGCCUGUGAGGAGCACUUCUCCACGCCUUCUGAGGCUACCAGCUAUUAUGAAAUGACCUGUAAGAAUCUGUUUACUGACUAUAUGGAACUACAGAAGCUUGUGACCAUCAUCCAGACCUCCAAAGAAAGGCUGAGAAAAAUGGAUGUGGAAGAUUGGGUGCAAAGUCCCAUUCAAAAGAAGAAAACCCAUGGUGCAUCCCUGUUGCCCAGUGUCAUCUGUGAGCUGCAGGCUGGUGUGAGGCUGCGCAAGGCUGCAGAGCGACCACGGCGCUGCGUGUCUCCAAAGGAAUGUCAUCGCUCUCCCUAUGAGCUGCUUUUGGAUGACAUUCAGCACAAGAGGUACACCCUGCGGAAGGUGACCAUCAAGCAAAAACACAGGACCCCCAAAGCUGAUGUAGCUUCUCUCAAGCCUCACCAAAAGCUGAUGUUGAAGGUGAAGCUGGAACAGUGUGUGCCACAGGAGCCCAGGUGGCAUGAACAGCUCAUGGCAGAAGUAAAACAACCACUGAAGCCUUGGGCAGCAGCAGCAGAAGCACAGGAAAAGAGGAGCAGGUCCAAAGAAAUGCUUGUGGCAUCAAAUACUGCCUUGAACUCUCAAAGUGACAAUUUCUUACAUCUCCAAGAUGCCACUACUGAGUUUGAAAUUGCCAACACUAAAAUGCAGCAGCUGGGAGCAGGAGCUCAGGAAACCACUCCCAAGCUGCCUGCCAGCACCUGCCUUUCUUCCACCAGGCCAUCAGGAGUAUCCAGGAGUAUCAGCACAGGUCUUGCUGCAAAUUGCACUCCUCCCAUGAGUUCACCCCUACCAGGAGACAUUAAGCCCAAGUGUUUCCUGAGCACUAGCCAAAGGCAGCUGCCUCCUUACAGAGGAAGGUCCAAAUCUUUAGAGAGAGGCCUUCAAAGGAAGGAACUUGGCUGUCCCUUUCCUACCAAGUGGCCAUCACCAACCAUUGCUGAGCUGCUUGGAACCAGAUGUGCAAUGAUGGUGCUUGAAGAGCGAGGCCUCUUCCGAGGAGGUGGUGAUGGUGUCUUGCCAAGAGCAAAGAUUUGUUUCAGCUGCCAUAAGCAGAUGUUUCUUAAGUGGCCUUACAAAUGUUACCUCUGCAGCAGGGUUGUCUGCUGUGACUGCUGCAUUAAGGCGAGUCUAGUCUUUACAACAGUGUAUGGGAUUUUUACAUUUUCUGCUUUCCCUCCUCCUCACCUAGUCAUAAGAAGCUUUCCUUCAUCCCACUGAUAGCUCAAAUCUACCCUCCAGUUUGUUUCUAAGAAAAUA
Melospiza melodia melodia is the source of this 1704-nucleotide messenger RNA. Its product is annotated as protein spire homolog 1-like. Gene Ontology annotation, cellular component: cell cortex; cytoplasmic vesicle membrane. Gene Ontology annotation, biological process: establishment of meiotic spindle localization; actin filament polymerization; actin filament network formation. The coding region runs from base 1 to 1665 and encodes 554 amino acids. Gene Ontology annotation, molecular function: actin binding. NCBI's taxonomy places the organism in Eukaryota, Metazoa, Chordata, Aves, Passeriformes, Passerellidae. The transcript is spliced from 14 exons. The record is from RefSeq and is a predicted model, not a curated record.